This is a messenger RNA of Podospora pseudopauciseta, 1258 nucleotides long. RefSeq lists its product as uncharacterized. The transcript is spliced from 2 exons. The record is from RefSeq and is a predicted model, not a curated record. The coding region runs from base 1 to 975 and encodes 324 amino acids. NCBI's taxonomy places the organism in Eukaryota, Fungi, Ascomycota, Sordariomycetes, Sordariales, Podosporaceae.
AUGUCUUCCAUCGUCAACAAGAUCAAGGAGGCUGUCCACUCCGACAAGUCCCACCAUGGCGCUCCUGAAGGCACCAGCGGACCCCACAACUCUCGUGUCGCCAACGCUGCCGACCCCCGCGUCGACUCUGAUCGUGACGGCUCCCACACUGCUGGCCGCACCACCGGCACCACCGGCACCACCGGUACCAACGAAGGUCUCCACGGCCCCCACAACUCCCGCGUUGCCAACACUCUCGACCCCCGUGUAGACUCGGACCGUGAUGGCUCUCGCACUGCUGGCAACACUGGUACUGGCUUCGGCAACACUGGUACUGGCUUCGGCAACACUGGUACUGGCUUCGGCAACUCUGGCCGCACCGCUGGCACCAACGAGGGCCUCCAUGGUCCCCACAGCUCCCGCGUUGCCAACACUCUCGAUCCCCGCGUCGAUUCUGACCGUGACGGUUCCAACACUGUUGGCUCUUCUGGCACGGGCACCCACACCACCGCUGGCUUCGGCGGCAACACUGGCAUCGGCUCUGGCAACACUCACCGCGCCACCGCCGGCACCGGCACGACUGGCAUGACCGGCACCCAUGGUGCCCCCGCCGGCACUCACGGCCCUCACAACUCUCGCAUUGCCAAUGCUGCUGAUCCCAGAGUUGACUCUGACCGUGAUGGCCGUGGUGCCAUCCACAGCGGACCUGGCCCUGCCAGCAACACUGCCGGCCCUCACUCCAGCGAUAUGGCGAACAAGCUCGACCCCCGUGUCGACUCGGAUCUUGACGGUUCCAAGACCAUUGGUCAAAACAGGACUUACCAAUCUGGGACAGCCACUUCCAUCGCAAGAGACCCUACGGACGCUUCUCAGGUCCCUCCCUCCGUCCUUCGCAAGCAUCUGGGUGACCCGGUGGUUGAGCAUGAUGACCACCACCAUCACCGCGAGAGGCGAAAUAGCGUGAAGUCCCACCAGGAGGCCUUUAGCGGAGUCUAAAUAGGGGGUUGCUUUUCGACCAAGAUGGAACAUGCAUUAUGAGUUAUGACGGAUGGUUUUGAGCCUUUUUUUUUGUAAUAAUACCAAGUUUGCUCUUGUUCUUUCAUUACUGCCAUCACUCGCUUGCGCUGGUUGGAAAGUGGAUGAUGUGGUAUGCAAUAUCAGGUAGCUAGAUACCCCUUUGGUGUAGGAUCAAUGCAAACAAAGUCGCUGCAAAUGAUCAAAACUGCCUACAUAGAAGUGAACAUGAUAUGGUCAGCUCAAUGGACAAGUCUUCAACUUC